Messenger RNA from Dinoponera quadriceps, 4008 nucleotides. It is a transcript of the gene Git, whose product is annotated as ARF GTPase-activating protein GIT1. Gene Ontology annotation, biological process: regulation of ARF protein signal transduction; brain development. Bases 269 to 2308 code for a protein of 679 amino acids. The record is from RefSeq and is a predicted model, not a curated record. The transcript is spliced from 13 exons. Gene Ontology annotation, molecular function: protein binding; GTPase activator activity. NCBI's taxonomy places the organism in Eukaryota, Metazoa, Arthropoda, Insecta, Hymenoptera, Formicidae.
AGUUCGCCACCGGCGGGCGUCACGGUCGCCGUCGAGCAAUUUUUUUCUUCCUCGUCUCUUUCCGGAUGCCUCGCAAUAAGAGCAUAAUGACACAAGAUCCAUGUUUUUACGCCUGUGCCGAAUCGUUACCGUCGUUACUCGCCUUCGUCGUCGCCGUCGUCGAUUGUGUCGAUUAUGUCGCGUGUGCUCGCGAGAGUGCGAGGUAUUAUAAUGCGCGAGAGCGUCGCUAACUGAGCGGAGAGAAGAGCGAGGAAAAAAAAACAAGAGCAUGGCACGUCCCAAGCACAGAGUGAACGCAGACGUGUGCGCUGACUGCGGGGCACUCGAGCCGGGAUGGGCGUCAAUAAACAGAGCUAUUUUGCUAUGCGACGAUUGUUGCGGGAUCCAUCGCAGUCUGGGGCGUCACGUGUCGCAUAUUAAGUCGUUACACAAGAGUACUUGGAAUGCACAGCUAUUAAAUAUGGUGCAUACGUUGAAUGACAAUGGAGCCAACAGUAUUUGGGAACAUUCCCUGCUAGAUCCUAGCAAUUCGAAGAUUAGUAGGAGAAAACCGCAGGCUAAGGAUCCUCUACAUCCUAUAAAGGCAGAGUUUAUUAAGGCGAAGCAUCAACACUUGGCCUUUAUAUUACGACCGAGUAAGGAGGAAUAUUGUACCGAGGAGGAAGUCAGUAGACAGUUGCACAGUAGUGUUCGUACAAGUAAUUUAGAGACUUCGUUGAGGCUAUUGGCGCAAGGAGCCAACCCCAAUUACUUUUACAAGGAAAAAGGAACUACUCCUUUGCAUGUAGCAGCUCGCGCUGGACAAGUUCUUCAGGUGGAACUUUUGAUAGCCAAUGGCGCAAAUCCAAGCAUAAUAGAUUUAAACGGACAAACAGCCGCUGAUAUCGCCAAAAUGGCAGGACACAUAGAUUUGUCCGAACGCAUAAUUGAAUAUAUGUACGACGUGACAGAUAGAUUGACGUAUCAUGUGUGCUCCCGUAAGCCGAGCCAUCGAGGUGAUGAACAUCUCAUCAUCUCCGAUUUGGCUUCCAAUCUGGACAAGAACGAGUUAGCUUUGGAAAGAAGAAACAGACUGCAAAUGUUGCCCAACCACUUAUUGGAGGAACUAGCUAUGGAUGUCUACGAUGAAGUAGACCGUCGAGAAACAGAAACAAUUUGGUUCUCGACUGCAUCCCUCCCGGAGAAGUGUACCGUACCAUUCCUGCCGGUUAAUCCGCAACUGUCGUCCACUAGGAACCAAGGAAGGCAGAAAUUGGCGAGAUUUACGCCGAAGGAAUUCACCACUCUCAUCAUCGAUUUACUGGUGGAGGCGGGCCGAAGGCAUAUGCUUUCCAACAACGCAAUUCAGAAUCCUGCGGUGUCUAUGCUUCGGAAGGAGCAACUCGGUAAACACGGAUCACAGGUGUCCGAUGACGAGCCCUUGUACGAUAGCGUUGCGUCUGACGACGAUUACGCUUUGACAUCCACCGACAACACAUCGUCCGAUGUCUCCAGUCAGCCCAAAGUCGACAACGAAGUUAACAAGGAAGCAUUUGAACCGAUGGCCAAAGGUCUACCGUCUAUGGUGGAGGUACUGAAGAAACAAUUGACCCUGUCCGAAUCAACCGUACGAGAUCUGCGCGAACAAGUGCAUACGUUACAGACUACUGUCGAGCAGCUCACUCAAGAGAACAGCGAAUUGAAACAUAUGCUACAAGUAAAAAACUCCGGCGAUGGCAGCAUAAACGGACACGUCGGCGGUGAACAAGAGCCAGAACUAGAGCCAGUGCACGACAUCAAGACGUCUACUAUACGGGGUAAUCAGCGACCGGCAUCAAUGUACGAGACGAGAGAAGGCUUACGGAAACCAACUUCGUGGUCGACCACCAUUUGCCAAACGAAACGCGACGCGGAAACGUUGUCACGGAACAACACGCAGAGCCUGUGGGAAUGCGGCGCUCCUAAUCUGCCGCCCAGCGAGGAAGUGACACGACGAACGGAACAAGUUACCAGGAGAAUUCAAGAGCUGUGGUUAGCCAUGCAAGAUCCUAGCCAGCGAGAAGCUUUUGUCCCUUGCGCGGAAAGAAUACGCGUCGCCGUUGCCGAGUUGACUGCCAUAUUUCCUCAGAAUCCUAUAGAAGAAAACAUCAGAUCUGCUUUACGCCAAUUGAACGGUAACACCGGUAGACUUCAGGCGGAAUGUUCGGGCCUUCAGAGAUGCACGAGUGAUGCCGAGCACAUGGACCGUUGUCUACAGCAAGUACGUUCAUGCGCUUACGAUAUUGCCAAAGCAACCAAGACUCUUGUCACGCAAUUUCAAACAUUGUAAAUCCCAGGCUUCCCCGACGUUGUACAGGAAUAGUAUCAAAUAUGUAUGCGCAAUUAUUUCGAUAUAUAUGUCUUUAACAUUUAAUUUAAUUGUAAAUACUCUUGUAUAGUGCAUCAAGUUUACUAGGAUUAUCUUCCUCUCAAAUCUUGACCACACGUAUUAUUAUAUACACACACACAUAUAUAUAUAUGUUCAUUUCAUGAUAGAGUAGCUUCUCCUAUUUUGUUUUUCUUCUUUUUUAUGUUGUCAAAUUUUACAUAAGUACGAAGUAGAAUCCCUUCUAAUCUAUUAUAAUUAUAUUAUUUUACUAGAUUACUAGAUUAGGUUACUAAAAAAUUAUACACUUCACAUUAUUUAAAUAUGUUUCAUUGCACGAUCUAAUACAAGACAUGACACUGUUGAAUAUAGAUUUUAUAUUGCGUAUCAUCUCAUUAACGUUUGUAAAAGACUGAAUAGCGGCAAACCAAUGAACGUCUACGCGUAUAUGCAGUUUAAGUUUGUAGAUUUUCUUUAACUUGUAUACAUAUAUACAUGCACAAGACAAGAUUUUGUGUAAGAGAAAUAAAAAAAGAUGUAUCGUUUACGUAUAUAUCAGAGUAGAAAUCCAUCCUUUGGUGGGACGAUGUAAUGAUAAAUAUUGUUUUUACUUAAUUUUUUUUAUAUGUGUAUAUAUAAAAGAUAGAAAUAGAAAUAUAAGGAUAAAACAGUUUGCCUCUAGAUAACGUAGCUGUCUCCCUUAAAUAUUUUAAUACUUUUAUCGUACUGUACAUACAUGAUAAGGAUAAGAGACAUAUGCAGUCCGUAUUGUAUGUGUUAUUAACCAUAAAAAAAGUUCAACAAUACAAUCGUAUUGUAUCAGCAAUUUUUCAUCUAAAAUAACGGAUGUGAAACAUUUAAAAACACUUUUUAUAAUUUAUUAUAUAAAAUAUCUCUGAUCUGCUUGUUAAAUUAUGUUAAUUCAGCCGUACCACAAUCACACAAAACUGGGACUUUUUUAUAAUUCUCUUAUAUUUUAUCAUUAGAAUGUGUGUAUGUAUUUGUAUGUAUGUAUGUAUGUGCGUGCGUGCGUGCAUGCAUGUGGUAUGGGUCACUUAAUUUUAGAAGCCUAAAUAUAUAAAAAAUAAAACAAAGGCCUCAAAGGAACAUUUCUUUCUAUUCUGCUUGAUUUGUUAUAUAUUUAAGUGUCUAAGAUUAAGUGACUCAUUCUGUAUAUACAUAAUAGAAAACAAUAAUGAACAUUCAAGAGACAGAUCUAUUAUUUUGUUGCAUUACUUUUCAGUUUUUUAUGUCAUUAUUUGAAUUUAAGUUAUAUACGACUUUAAUAUAUUUUUUUGUAUUUCUAAUUUUUUAUAAUUUCUUGACAUUAUUGUCAUGUGUAUCACUAUUGGGAACAAUAUAAGUGCAAUAUUAUUAGUAAAUUAUUAUUUAUCUCAAACGUGAAAAUGGUCACGCUUAUUAAACAAAAUGCCAUUUAUAUAUCACUUUUUAAAAAUUUGUGCAAUUAGUAAUAUAAUUAUGAGUAGGAUAAUGUGACAAUAUCUGUGUAUAUUUUCAUUAUUAAAAUUAUAUAUUAAAAAUAUUGUAAUUAAAUAUAUAUGUAACAGCCAUAUAUCAUUUAAACGAAAAGAUAUAUAUGUUCUUGUCGUAAAAAUAUAUUAAUAACAUUAUACAGUAACAGUAAUACAUUUGUAACACGUAAU